AUGGAUUCUCAAAAUGUUGGGGAUAUUGACAUUUUUCAACAAUGUAAAUAUAUCCAUGAGGUUGGUUUUUUAUUUUAAAUUUUUGGAAAACUGGAUCAAUUUUCAAAUUUAAUUUUUAUGUUCAAAGUCCUUUGAAACGGUGAAUUUUAUAAUUUUUUUUCGUUUUGAUUUAUAAAUAUACAGCACUUUCUUCCAACAUAAAUUUGACUUUUGCAAAUUAUUCGAAGCAUUUUUGAAACGUAGAUUUUUUGAGAUUUUCGAAAACAAUAAUUUUGUCAAUAGUAUGCGACGACUCAUCAGAAAUUCAAUCUGAAAUUCACUCUUUUCGAAUUUUUGAAACGUAGAUUUUUCGGGUAUUUUUCGGCUUAUUAUUCAAUUGUAAUGUAUUGAAGUUUAUCAAAUUUUCAAACAGAAAAAAAAUAAUUCGAUAUCGAACUUUUUUUAUUUUUCAGAAGAUAUUAUUUUUAAAGAAAUGAAGUUUUAACAGAUGAAAAAUUCACAUUUGAAAAUCCAGUAUUUUUUGAAACAGUAUUACUUUGCCGUUAUUGAAAAAAAAAACAAUCAAUGGUUUUUACAAAAUUUUGGAUCGUUUUGAGAAAUUUUUGAAACAGUUACAUUAAAUUGUAGAAAAUCAGUUUGAAAUUCACCGCUGAAAUUUAACAACACAUUUUGAAACAGUGAAUUUUUCUCAAAAUUUAAUUUUCAGGUCGAAUUAGUCAACAUGAAGCUCCAGAUGCGAAUUCUCGAAACACAUAUUGAAACAAAAGAUCGACUUUUGCGAAAUUUGGAAGAUAUUAUAGAUGAACAAGAAGCAAGAAUCGCAAAUAUGGAAGACUUCAUUCAAGGUAACAGAAAACUCUUUUCUAUUUUUGAAUUUUUUGUUGUGCUUGUGAUUGGUCUGGGUGUGCAUGGUGUGCAAUUCAAUUCCUUCAUUCAUUCCCAGCCAGAUCAGAUCAGACUAACCCCGCAGUAAUUUUCACGUAAAAAAAAUUAAUGACUAAUUAAUUCAAAAACCUAAUGAAGAUAAAUCUCUGACCUGGGAAUUUUUUGUUGAAGGAAAAGAAUUGCAGGCCGUGCUUCGAGUUAUACGAAACGCAAUCAAAUGCUCAAGGGUAUUUCAGUUCUCUCGUUGGAUUUUGGCACACUUUCUGAAGAGAAUAUGAGGCUAAAAAAUGCGCUGACUCAAAUGCAAAAAUCGACAAGGAUGAAUGAAUUGCUGGAAACUGAUGAGGAUUAUGAGAGUAGCGAUUUGAUGAGUUGUGAUGGAGGAACCGGAAAUGGAAGGUGAGUAUACAUAUGGGGUUUGGAGGUCGUGAGAGAGAAUUUGCAGAAUUUGGGAAAUUUCUGUAUGAAAUAUAUCAGUGUUACAAACAAAAAACAAUUUUUUUCAAAAAAAAAUUCCCGAAAUUUUAAUUCAUAUUGUUUACUGUUUCAUAUUUUCAUUAACAAUUUUUGAACAUUUAGUAGGUUUGAUUCUGUCGAGAAGCAGCAAAAAAUUGUUUUUUCUAAAAUUUCACUGUUUCAAAAUAUUGAUAAUGAAAAUUUGAUCCAAUGUCUUAAUACUAGUCGGAUUAAAAAAAUAUUUUUUUUUUAAUUCCACUGUUUCAAAUUUUCAUUAACAAAUUUUGAAAGUAUAGACAAUUUAAUCCUGAACUUUUCUUUUAUUUCAAAAAUUAGGAAACGUUUUUCGUUUGAACUUUUUCUGAAAUUUUUACUGUUUAAAAAAUUUUAUAUUGAAAUUUCAGUAAAAUCAAACUUGAUCUAAUGUCUUCAUACCACUCUGAUUAAAAACAAUUCUGAAUUUUUCUCAAAAAAUUAAAAUUAAAAAAUAAAAUUUUUUUUAGAUAAAUAAUUAUUUCAUAUUAUGCUUUGCUUUUUCACGAAAAUUCUGUAAAAAAUCAUUCACCUUUCUAAAACAUUACAGGUUCAAAAAAUAAAAUCAAUAUUAAAAUUCACAUCAUCAUCAACGAAAAAAAAUAAAAUUCCAAAAUGAUUCAGAUCCACGUCUCCACAACCAACUUCCGAUGUCACAAAAUCAUAUCCUUUGAUGGUUCAAUCAAUGCGCGAAGAAUCACAUUGGAAAAAACUUCAGAGAUGCGCAGAAGAGCUAAAGUCUGAAAAAGACGAGUUACGUCAACUCGCUUUAGACACAAAAGACGCAUUUAAUGUUUGUAUGGGAGAAAUGAAAAUGAUGCUAACAUCAAAAACCACUGAUUUCUUCCGAGUUUUAAUCGAAAGAUACAAAGCUGAGAUGGAAAAACGAAAACAAUUGCAUAAUCAAUUAGUCGAACUCAAUGGAAAUAUUCGAGUUUUCUAUCGAAUUCGACCAUUGCUCAGAUUACCGCAAAAUAAUGAAGCUGAAGAUGGAAAUGAAAAACCAGUUGUGUUUAUUGAUGAUAUGGAUAAUGGAGUUGUUCAUGUCACAAAUACGAGUAAUACCAAAAAAACAAGUGCCAGUGCUGAUAAAGUUAUUCCCACGGAUUUUUCACAGGAACAGAUUUUUGAAGAGGUGAGAACAAUUUUUAUAGAAAAUUUUCCCUGUUUAAUGAAUUUUUUGAUCUCUGAUGUGAGUAAUUCUCGAAAUUCUAAAAAAUAAAAUAAAAAUUUCAAAAAUUUUGACUGUUUCAAAAAAUUUGAAAACAAAAAAGAACAAAAAUCAUUGAAUAAAUUUCCUGAAAAUUCACUGUUUCAAAAAUUCAUGAAAUUUUUGAGAUUAUUUUUCGGAGCGAUAAGCUUAGUGAAUAUUCUCCGUUUGGAAAUGAGAUUCACCCCGCGAAAAAAUAAAUUUGAAUUUGCUGCAGGAGACGCAGACAGCGAGAGAGUGAACUGGCAAACAGCCAACGGGGGUUUUGUAUGGGAAAGCGACCGCGACGCACACGCGUCGCGGGGGUAGGGGGAAAUUAGAGAUUUUCUCAAAUUCAAAUUUAUUUUUUCGCGGGGUGAAUCUCAUUUCCAAACGGACAAUACGUUGAAAUUUUCUUGAAAUAUAAUUUUUUGAAAACAAAUUUUACUGUUUCAAAAAUGCACUAAUUUGUUCAAUACAUUUUUUGUCAAUUCAUUUACGUUUUGUUAAAAAACAAAAAAAGUAAUUGAAACGGAAGAGCAUUCUCAUUCCUGAAAUAAUUUUUUUUUAACUUCUACAUUUUUCAGGUCUCUCCAAUAAUCACGAGUUGCAUUGAUGGUUAUAAUGUGUGCAUUUUUGCGUAUGGUCACACUGGAAGUGGAAAAACUUAUACAAUGGAAGGACCUUUAGAUGCACCCGGAAUAAAUCAAAGAGCAAUUAUGCAACUUUUUGAAACAGCAAAAGAUCGAAGCAAUGAUAUUUCAUAUAAUAUUAAAGUUUCGAUGAUGGAGAUUUAUAAUGAGAAAAUUAGGUGAGAUCGGGGAACUUUAUAUAUUUUUUGGAUAAGAAUACUUAUUUUUGUCUCGAAUUUCCAUUGUUCAAAAUAUUUGGAAAUUAUUUGAAAUCUUGAAAAAAAGUUGACUAAAUUUCACAAUCAAAAAUAUUUUCCAGAGAUCUUCUGAACACUGCAAAUUCCAAUCUGAGCAUCCGACAAACUGACGAAGGAAAAUCCUCGAUUCCUGGAUUGGAAGAAGUUUUAGUAACAUCGGCACAAGAAGUGACUGACACUUUGGCGAAGGGAAGAAAAAAUAAAGUUGUGGCGGCGACUGAGGCAAAUAUUGAGUCGAGUAGAUCGCAUGUGAUUGUUAGAGUUGUUGUAUCGGCGACUAAUUUGAUUACGAAAGUUACAACUGUUGGUGAGUUUUUUUUUGGGGAUAUUUUUGGAGAGAAACACGGGUUUUUGGCUCAUUAAAAUUCUGGGAAAAUAAUUCUUGGUUUUACUGAAUCUCCCGGGAAGUGUACGUUUCAAAAUUUGUAUUUUAUGCAUAAAGAAAAAAAUAAAUUUAAAAAAAUGAUGUACCUCUAUGUACAAAUUUUAAUUUUCGCAGGUCGUCUCAACCUUGUCGAUCUCGCUGGUUCUGAAAGAGUCUCCCAAACCAACGCAACCGGUCAACUUCUCAAAGAAGCCCAAGCAAUCAAUAAAAGUCUCUCGGAACUCGGAAAUGUCGUGUUGGCUUUACGCCAAAACCAAAAACACAUCCCAUUCCGAAAUUGUCAAUUAACCCGAAUUCUCGAAGAUAGUCUAAAUGGCGAUUCGAAAACUCUGGUUUUGGUGCAUUUGAGUCCGGAUGCAAAAUCUUUGAAUGAAUCGAUAAGCAGUGUGAAUUUUGCGGAAAAAAUUGGACAAGUUUUCAAAAGUGGAUUCAAACGAGAUGUGACAAGAAAAAGUAUCAGCGGACCUCCCAAGAUUCCAGCAUCACCAAGGAAAUAA
Molecule: messenger RNA, 4334 nt
Organism: Caenorhabditis angaria
Lineage: Eukaryota; Metazoa; Nematoda; Chromadorea; Rhabditida; Rhabditidae
Source: the annotation of a GenBank genome assembly